Aspergillus ibericus CBS 121593 is the source of this 1100-nucleotide messenger RNA. It is a transcript of the gene prs3, whose product is annotated as proteasome core particle subunit beta 6. The coding region runs from base 142 to 924 and encodes 260 amino acids. The transcript has 2 exons. Gene Ontology annotation, cellular component: proteasome core complex. Lineage: Eukaryota; Fungi; Ascomycota; Eurotiomycetes; Eurotiales; Aspergillaceae. The record is from RefSeq and is a predicted model, not a curated record.
GCCCUGCUACGAUUCAACCUCAGGACCUCACAUUCAGAAAAGCCUUAAGCUACAGCAGCGACGUCCAGCUGAUCCAAGCCCGACAAAACUAAAAACUUGGUUCUGACCAGUUCUCUUCGCCUCAAUCGAACUCCACGAAGAAUGACGACUCUUUCCGGCCAGCCUCUUAGCGAGGCCAUCGGAUACUCCUUCUCAAAUGCAAACAGUGCUCCCCACAGAGAACAUUCUUUCUAUCCCUAUACCGAUAACGGUGGCUCUACCCUAGGCAUCACAGGCUCCGAUUUCGCGAUCCUUGCUGGAGAUACUCGUUCCGUUGCAGGAUACAACAUCAACUCCCGUUACGUUCCUAAGGUGUUCAAAAUUGGCGGUGACGAUGAGACUGGCGAUGGAGCCCACAUAGUCUUGUCAGUUGUGGGCUUUGCAGCAGAUGGACAGGCCCUUAAGGAGCGACUAGACGCAGUGGUGAAGAUGUACAAAUACCAACAUGGAAAACCCAUGUCUGUCAGAGCAUGUGCCCAGCGCUUGUCGACAAUCCUCUACCAGAAACGGUUCUUUCCCUAUUACGUGCAUGCUAUCCUAGCAGGCUUGGACGAGGAGGGCAAAGGCGCUUUGUACAGCUACGAUCCAGUAGGCUCGUACGAGAGAGAGCAAUGCAGGGCUGCGGGGUCUGCAGCGAGCCUGAUCAUGCCGUUCUUGGAUAACCAGGUCAAUUUCAAGAACCAAUAUAUCCCCGGGAGCGGAGAAGGGCAUGCUCUAGAGCCCAAGAAAGCGGAGCCGUUGCCAAGAGAGACUGUUGAACAGCUGGUACGAGACGCCUUCACUAGCGCCGUCGAAAGACAUAUCGAGGUCGGAGAUGGCUUGCAGAUGAUGGUUAUUACCAGGAGUGGGGUAGAGGAGAUCUACUAUCCCUUGAAGAAGGACUAGGCAUGUCAAGGCUGACACUCCUCGAUGUCUCGUCAAGUCUUGUUCAACGUCAUACUUCUCUUGAGAUAAUUUUCCGAAUAUGAAUAGAUACAAUCUCAACGGAGUAUUCGUUUUCCUCAUUUCGGUGUUGUCGUAUCAAUUAUAUUCUAUCAAAGUCAUAUACCACCUCAAUACCU